Molecule: messenger RNA, 1248 nt
Organism: Phytophthora infestans T30-4
Lineage: Eukaryota; Oomycota; Peronosporomycetes; Peronosporales; Peronosporaceae
Exons: 2
Coding region: 36-1166 (376 amino acids)
Cellular component (GO): fungal-type vacuole membrane
Source: RefSeq, a predicted model, not a curated record
GGUCUCAAGUACUCCAGUCUAUCAACCCUCCAGUAAUGGCAACUUACCAACAGGAGGUCAAGACGCCCGUGGUCGACACUCUGCAGAGCCCGGCACACAAUAACGCUGUGGACUAUGACCACUACCAGUACCAGACACCCGAUUCGACCUUCAAAGUGGACGUAUCGGCCAACAGCCAGGACGUUUUCAAGGAGGGGAACGAGAAGGGCAAGCCUCUUAAGAAGUUCUUGUGGUGGCGUAUCACCAAGAAGCAGCGGAUAUUUGCCAUCGUGGGCAUUGUGCUCGUACUACUGGCCGUGCUGAUCAUCAUCGCGUGGUUUGUGAUCGUCAAGGCUGUUUUCCAGCACAAUGUCAACAAGAUCAAGAUGAGUGUCAACUACCUCGACAUCAACCAAAUCUCGGACCAAACUACGCUCUCUAGCGAGCUUAGUCUACACCUAACACACGAUCUGAGCAUGAACGCUCGGUCGGAUGCCACUACGGCCAAGCUGCUUUACGAGGGAUCGACGUUCGCCACGUUUGAGUUCCCCGCUCUGAAAAUCGACAAAGGCGAGCAAUCGUACGAUCUCAACAUCACCAGCGACUUGAUCGUCACAGACGCCGACGUGUUCUCCUCUAUGUCCACCGCAGUCAUGGACGACGUCUCCGUUGUCUUCGAUACGACUGCAAAGCUACGGCGGACUGGACUUCAAGCGCGAGCUCUCGAUCGAGGGUUCCGCGAUCCUUUGACCGUUAUUGACCACAUUGACUUCUGGGGCUGCACGGACGAUGGCUGGACCAUGGAUAUUGACGUCAAUGUGACCAACGUCUCUCAGAUGGGGCUCAAUGGCAUCGGCUACCUCAAUCUGACGCUAUAUGUAGAGCAGAACUAUCUGGGCUACUUGUCUGGCAUGACUCCGGAGGUUGGUGUCCCUCGUGGCACGAGUCAACAGACCUUUAGACUCUUCGUGGAUAUUGACAAUCACUCGAAUAUGGUCAAGAUGGUCACGGCGCUGAUCGAUAAUUAUGUGCAGUACUUCAUCACCGGUGAGAGCUCGUAUGCUACGGACCAGACGCUGUUCAAGGACGCUCUGGCUAUUAUGAAUAUGAGCAUCAUCCACACGGACAGCACAAGACGCAUCGACCUCAAUUCGUCGUGCGACCUCGUGACGCUCCUCACGGGCUAAGUGUGAAACACUACUGUUUUGUUUUACUAGCAGACGGAGUUGUCGACCACGUUGCCGUUAUUAAUAUUAACACUAGGCGAUG